This is a messenger RNA of Rhipicephalus microplus (southern cattle tick), 1488 nucleotides long. RefSeq lists its product as uncharacterized. NCBI's taxonomy places the organism in Eukaryota, Metazoa, Arthropoda, Arachnida, Ixodida, Ixodidae. The record is from RefSeq and is a predicted model, not a curated record.
UCACGCGGCGGGUGCGCACGAGCCUUUCGGCUGCGGCACUUCGGUCUUUUUUACCUUUGCCGUCAGUCGCUCGUUCAUUUGGCGGCUGAGUGAGUGGAUGGCGGAGUGUCCUACCGGUUCUUCCUCCCAUGGAACCCUCUUCGAAGCUGGAAUUUUCAGAGUUCGUUAACCACGAAAGUCGUGGUGUCAAUGUGGCUGACCGCAUCAUCAUGUGGUGGUAACUACCAGCAGGGACCUCUGUGGUCUCUGGCUCACCCUAGACACCUUCAGGAUGAAGUAUAUCAAAGCCAUUACAGUUCCCCAGGAAAUCCAAGUGUGGUUUCAGGGGGAACUCGAGAGCAGAGGAAUUGACACUGUGUACUCUCACACUGUGAUGAGUAUUCUUCUGCAUCCUGACAUAGAACCAGGACAACUUGGUGAACUAGGAAGCCGUGUUGCGGCAGUGGAGUGUCUUAGGUCGGCGACAGAGCAGAAGGCAGGUCUUGAAGCGCUUGUGGAUGAGCUCUGCAGACGCUUAAACAACCACUUGCACCCAGAGUCUGAGGAAGGAGCUGUCGCAGCCGCCCCCGAGGAGGAAACAUUUAACCAUAGGUCUCCAAGGGAACUUGCACAGUUGUACUACGCUGCCUUUCCGGCCCUUGAGAACAGUCCCCAGGUGCAGGCGCAGCGGGUUUCUUGGGAUGGCCGCCACAUCAUAGAACUGCAUGAGCGUGAGCAGCAAAAUGCACAAUGUGCAAACUGGGAAUUGAUGCAAGAACAGCAACUGCGGAGCAAGCUUGACAGUCCCAGUUUGGUUGCUAUAUGGGGCCGCCAGACAUCGGCAGCCUUAGAAACUCACAUUUUUGAUGGCUUCAAUUCCGUCUGGGCACUCAGUGGAGAGGACAAACAUAUGCUCAAGGUAUUGUCGCGCACCAGUUGCGAAGGGGAACAGCCAAUGUGCGCUGAACGUUUUUGAAGAUACCGUCGAGCUUAGGGUGUGAACAGUGGUCAGAUCAAAGUGUUUUUAGUCAGCUUUUGGGGGGUUGAGCAGUGGAUUUUUCUAUCCGUGAGUACAUUAAGUGUGUGAAUGUGCAAUAUGUUCGCGUGUAAGUGUGUGGCUUGGCCUCACAUCUUGGAUAUCUUGAAGUGUUCCCCUUUGUAGUUAUAGCCUUUCCCCACCCUCUACCCCUCCCCGACCUAAACUAUUUUGCCUGGAGUCUUCGUAGUUCUUUUGUUGUUAAGAAAGUGAUUUGUUGUAAUUCAUAUUAAUGUGCCCAAGUACAAACUAGAUUGCACUUGUAUAAGGUGUUUUAUUAUUAUUAUUAUUCUGAAAUAGAAAGAUCUGUUUAAAUCAUGCAUACAAGAUUAUUUUUCUUUGUUCACAACAGUUACUUUGUGGUCCAGUGUUUGAGCUUGUGGCAUUUAAUUUAAUCUUGUCAGAUUAUGAGGGAAUUUUUUUGCAAUCCUAAAAUGAAUAGGAUAGUUUAUAUGGAUGGAUGGAUGUCUAUA